AAUUGAACGCGUUUCAAAAUCGCCGCAGCAAAUCAGGAUCUGUGGGCUGGCCUUUCUCCACCAACAAGGGAUCGGGGAGAAAGAGAGAGAGAGCACGGACCAGCCCUUGCUUGCUUGUAUGGGGAGAGGCGUUUCCAGCGCCGCUCCCACUGAAUUGAAAGCGCUGCUUCUUUCGGCGCCGCUGCUCCAGCCAUGAUUGCCCAGAGUCAUCCCAUUCUGUCUAUCCUUUUCUUUGCGUUGAGUUUCAAGACGCUGCGAGUCCUGCUGCGAGCGCAGAGUUUCACUCUCCCCCCUAAACAGGUCGAGGGGAACAAGACCAAGUCUUGGAGAUGGACCAACCUCAGCGUCUCCCUUGUGCAUUCAGCAAUCACAGGACCGUGGGCUUUGUUGUGCGUAUACAACUCUCCUGAAAUGUUAACUGAAAUUUUAACGUUCCAAAGUUCCUUUUCAUACUUGCUCGUCUGUGUUUCCACAGGUUAUUUCAUUCAAGAUGUGGCUGAUAUUGUCAUGAAUGGCCAGUCUAGAGCAUCAUGGGAGUUCCUGUUGCACCAUAUGUUGGUAAUUUCCACAUUCCUGUAUAUUGUGCUGAGCCACCACUAUGUCGCUGGUGCUGUUGUUGCAUUGUUCGUUGAGAUAAACAGCAUUUUCCUCCACACCCGACUGCUUCUAAAAUUGGCGAAUGCACAGACCUCUCAACUAUACCACUACAACAAGUACAUCAAUGUCUUCACCUAUAUUGUUUUUCGGCUGUUUUCUCAGUUUUACCUCACUUGGUUCAUGAUGAAGAAUUUAAACGUCCUCCCAAAUGCAGGCUACAUCAGUCUAUCCUUGAAUACAAUGAACAUCAUGAUCUUGGUUUACUUCUACCGUCUGGUCCGCACAGAUUUCCUCAGGAAGCCGAAGCACUACUUACAGAAUGGGAACAAUAACACAAAGUUCGUGGAUGAUUAAAAGACUUGUGCAUUUGAAAACAAUGGUUUAAAAUGGAAACAGAUUCAUUGAAUUAAUUUAAGGCUGAACUAAAUACUUGGAACAGGGUAUCUUACAUUUUAACACAGCUGCCUGUCCAAGAUUGCGUUUCUAAUGUAAAAUAUAUAAUGGGAUGAGUCUUAUGGCCACUUCACAAAGAAAAUAACACAGCCAGUAAAAUAUGUAUUAUUCUUUAAUAGCCAAAAUGGUGAUAUUGAGUAGGACAAGAAUUGUAAAUUUAAAAAAAAGUGUUGUAAUUGUAGGGAUAAAUACAGUGUACAUGUUUUCUUAUAAUUCAUAGUAAUACAGGAAAUAAAUGAUAAAAGUGUAAUAAUACAAUUAAGGAGGCCUGCUGAGCUCCCCCAAAGUAAAGCAAAAUUAUUCAGUCACCGGAUGAACAAUAUAAACAAGAUAAGUUCGUGUUUCAUACCCAGUCUGUACUGAGUUAGCUGAUCGCUGCUGUGACAGUGUUGGGGAGCUAGCAUUAGUUUCUGUGCUCUUGGGUUAGGGAGCUGAAAAAGACCUGAGGUUCCUGCUUUGAAUACACUAUCCAGUAAUCCCUGAUGAAAGUUCAGAUGUGUGGGUGACCAGGUGUAGGGCAAAAUUGGGCUCGGCUGUGGUAAGUAAUCUGCCAACGCCGUGGAUUCUGCAAUUGUGGAAUCCUGGUAUGCAUGCAUUUAGUGAGGUAGGAGUUGCCAUGAGGAUGUGCCUCUGAUGCUCACCAAUUUUCCAGAGUCAGGCUACUCUGUGUUAACUUUGGUAGGCCUCAGUCAAGUAGUCUGCCUGGAGCAGAUGUGGGAAACAUGUGCAGGUGGACAUAGAAGCCUGCCACAGUAUAGUGUCAUUAGCAUCCUUCGCACUUAAGAUAUUUAAAAACCUGUAAACCUUUUUUUCAAAAGCACCUUCACCUGUGCAACCAAUUGAGCUACCAUUGAUUGCACAGGGCCUUCCAGCCCCUUAACAAUGAAAUAGUGCCUCUGCCAUCAUAGCAAUGUCAGAUGCAGGGACAAACAGGCCCUUUAUCCCAGGGAUGUUAACACUGGAAAUGCUGGGAAAUCCACUAGAUGAUGUAUUCACAUCUAUUAUAGGGUAAUAAUAAUUGCCCUGCCCAUUUUAUAGGCUUAAGGUUCCUCUGACAGGAUACAUGAAAAUGGCAGGGAUGAGUUAGUAGAGAAGUUCCUUAAGAGGUUUUUGCCUUAGCCUGCUGGUGUUAGGCAAGAUUCAGAAUGUAAUUCCUGCAGAAAAUCCCACUGUCUAUAUUCAUGCAUAAUUUCUGGCUACUUGGGUGAGGUACAUAGGACCUUUGACAUACUCACAUUAUGUAAUGCCAAAACAAUUAAUCUUUAAUUAUGCUACAAUAAUUACUGUCCUUGUGCAGAUGACUUCAUAGCAUUGUGUUUGCAUUAAGCACUUUGUGUUUAACUGCAUUUGUAGAAUUAAAACUUACCUUUACAAUUGAAACAAAACUAAUUUAUCUAUCUGCAUUUUACUUAAGUAUAAACAGUAAUUGCAGUGGAGAACAGUAGGAUACUGAUGUGUGUAGUAAUAGCGCAACUCAUAUUUCAAAAGGUUACAAUCCACUGUUUACUCAAAAUGGAAACAGCAGUUGUGUAACCCUCCUCUCUGACGUCUUUAAAGGCAGUUUCUACUGUAUUGCAAGGAGAUUGAGGAGGCAGUAUUUAUAAUGUGUUAGCAUUACCUAUUAACGUACCAGCACCACUGAUUAAAUAAAGUGCAAUAUCAAAGCAGAAAUAAAAUUCUACUGAACUGUUUCAACAUAUCCAUAAUUUGUAAGAAGUAAAACAGGUGGAAAGAAUUUAUAUUUUGCAUUUUUCACAUUCUUCAAGGAUAUUUAUUCUACGUUUCAGAGGGACUGCAUUUCACCUGCCACCUUUUGCUGCUCCAAAACUUGCUAAACAGGAAAUUCUAUCUUGCAAGCCAAACAUUCCUAAAGACGUGACCAUAAAUGAAUGUCAGAUGCCUAAAGCAAAAUAAAAAGAAAGGAAUCGGCAUUAACUCUCUCCUGUGCAAUUUGUAGCUUAUUGGAAUAACUCAGAAAAGUGGGAACGUGGGAGCUUUGUGUUGUUCGAACAAUUCUGGCAGUUUUUUUAAUGCAUUCCAGAGCUUUUGUGGAUUACUCCCAGUCCCAAUUUUUUCUCUAAAUUUUAUUAAUAUUAAAUGCAAGGCUUUUUAACAUUUGUCCCUAUAGAUUAGCCCCCAUCCCAAAAUGUCGAAGUGUGACUGCGUAAUUAUGGGAACCGCAUCACUAUUUUUGUAUGUCAUAUCCUGUCUACUUUUGUAGAAUUAAAUGAAGCAUUGCGAUUGUUCUUUAAUGUUAUUUUACUAAUAAUACUUUCUAGAAAUGUCCAGCUGCAGCACUGUGCUCCUCCUAGAUGAGGAAUGAGAUUUGUCUCAUAUAUUUGCUAUAGUUUUGCCAACAGGCAGCAAUAACCCAUGGUUAUUAAUGAACACAUUCAGUUUGCUUUUAUAGAGGUGUACUGCACUGAUUGAUUUGGUAUGAAGUACUGAUGCAACUCAUUACAUCUGUUAAAAGUUAGAUUGACAAGAUGAGUGAUCAAUAUUUAUGACAUCUGAAAGCAACCUAGCUUUUAUAACAGUGUGCAUUGUUGCUUGUGACUUCUUCAUUAACAGGCAACUCCUGCAACAUCUGCUGCAGCAUUCACUACACUAAGCUUAUUCUGUUCCAUAAAAAAAACAGAGCUGGCCCAGAAUAUUAUAAAACCAAGCAUGAAAGAGGUGAGUUACUCUAUGAGUGACACUCCGGUCCUUAACAGAAUAUUGAAUAUCUAAGGAGAAUCUGAUGUAUUACCAUUACAUUUAGUUUGUUAGGGAGGGGUAAAUGUAACUAUAUAUCCUUUUUAAUCCCAACUGGGAUGAUAGGCAGAUAUUGGGAUAUUAAGGAUCUGCCUGAACUAGUGGAAUGUAUGUUCUUUUCAUUAAAGUUGUUGGUGCUGCUAAUAGCGUUUGUUGCCUUGUAUAAAAAGAGACAAUAAAAUGUAGAGUUUUCUAUGUUUUUCAAAAUCUUUGACAAAUAAAAUUACAUUAUGUGAA
Messenger RNA from Carcharodon carcharias (great white shark), 4041 nucleotides. RefSeq names its product TLC domain containing 1 (gene tlcd1). NCBI's taxonomy places the organism in Eukaryota, Metazoa, Chordata, Chondrichthyes, Lamniformes, Lamnidae. The transcript is spliced from 4 exons. Bases 193 to 951 code for a protein of 252 amino acids. Gene Ontology annotation, biological process: membrane assembly; plasma membrane organization; phospholipid homeostasis. Gene Ontology annotation, cellular component: plasma membrane. The record is from RefSeq and is a predicted model, not a curated record.